Molecule: messenger RNA, 5506 nt
Organism: Crotalus tigris (Tiger rattlesnake)
Lineage: Eukaryota; Metazoa; Chordata; Lepidosauria; Squamata; Viperidae
Gene: CCP110
Product: centriolar coiled-coil protein 110
Exons: 15
Coding region: 173-3160 (995 amino acids)
Biological process (GO): centriole replication; regulation of cytokinesis; centrosome duplication
Cellular component (GO): centriole
Source: RefSeq, a predicted model, not a curated record
GAGGCUUGCAACGGCCGCGGCUUCGUCACGCCGGAAGAGGCGGGGCCGUGCCCAGCGUUGCCAGGCGCUGGGCAGGGCCGGCCUCGGUGGGCAGGAGAGGCGAAGGCGCGCACUUUGCGCUCGUUGGAAGCGGGGAGGCGGCCGGGGAAUCCUCGCCCAACUGCAUUUUAAGAUGGAGGAAUAUGAGAAAUUCUGCAAGAAGCACCUGGCUAGAAUUCAAGGAGAGUUUAUGGAGAACGGAAUGCCUUCUGUUGUUCAACCCAGAAAUGUAUCCCUUAUUCGAUUUAAUGGGGUCCCCGUGCUUUCUCCUCUGCUGACUCUGGAGAAAAAGAAAGAACUUCAGCAAGACAGACAGAAAGCUGUGGAUCUAGAACGCUGGCGACAGAAUUGCAAGCAGAGGAUUUUGCUGACCCGCGUUGAAGAAAUAGUGGCCAACGUACAGAUGAAAAAGAUGUCCAGCCAAAGCGAUUUAGAUCAGUCUAAGAAAGAGACUAUUCAGUUGGAUUUAGAAUCAGAAAUAUUGAACGACUCUGCAACAGAACCGUGCAGCGUUUUGCCCAAUUCUACUGCUUUCGCUGAACGCCUCCUAGAGCCUAAACAGACCCCAGACAUUAAACUAAUAGAUACACAGGUUGCGUCAAACAGGAAUUCUUUUGAGGGAACAGAACAAUUUAUCGCUCCUAAUCCCACGGAAACUUCAAGUAAUCGUUCAGAAGAGAAAAUUGGCUCAGAAGGUCUGUUUUCUAAGCUUCCAGGCACCUCUCCUUCAAACGAGGUUACCAAGAAGAUGGAUUCCAUUGACCCUGGGCUAGGUGCUGGAGAAGGUCCCGACCCAUACGUCAUGAGUCUUCAGAACCUCUUAAAAAAAUCCAGGGAGUACAUUCAGCGAGAACAAACGCGACGCAGCCUGCGAAACAGUUCCAAGAGGAACAGCAACGGAAGCCACCCGGAUAAAGAAAACAGCGCCAUUAAAAUGAACGAGUUGGGGAAAGAGAGAGGAAAAUUGACAGGCAGGAAUACUCCAGUUCCAGCCCCGGAGAAGUCCAGCCUUAUCAAGCCCGGGGCUCCUCAACCUUCCUCGAUCUCAAAAAAUCUAUCCAGCGGAGCAGCCUCGCCCAGUUUUUCUAAAGUCGAUAUCCCGAUGAGAUCCGGAACGCCUCCCGUUUUGGACUCGGAUUCGGAUGAAGAAUUCAAAAAGAUCUCUCUCUUCGGGAAGGACAGCGUUCUCCGGAGCUUCACCGGGUCUUACUCAAAACUUCCCAGUCCUGAGCCAAGUCUGAGUCCCAAGAUGCACAGGAGACGCCCCAGGCCCUCUUCCGUUGGGCACAUUGUCAUCACCAACCCCGUGAAUGCCUACGAGCUGAGUCCCCAAGGAAAGGGAAGGGCUGCGGACGUGAUCGUUCAGGAUGCCAGAGAGAGGCCGACGGCCUCCGAUCCUGUGCCAAAUCUCUCUGCGGAUCUCGUCCCCGUGUGUCCCCACAAAGCUCAGGCGGUGGACAAGAACUCUUCAGAUACUUGCAGUGAUGAAGUAUGUCAGCUUUCAGCCCAUCAGCAAGAAGGUGGAAGCUUCCUGGCCCAUCCUACAAUAGAGGGAGGACCGACAUUAGAAAAUAGAACCGCAUCAAGCAGCUGCCUUGCAAAUCUCAGCCCCCAGGAGCUGCAGGAUGUGAGCCGUGCCCUGUUGACCCAGAAGCCAGCCAAGACUGAGAGCUUGCCGGACAAGGUCAAGGGCAGCGUGGCCAUGGAACUCAACAAAUCCUACGACGUGGCGCGCCCAUCGCCCUUGCUGAUGCAGAUGCAGGGUAAGCCGCCUCUGGAUACCCCGGAAGUGACUCUUGGAAAGGAGCAAGUUUUGGAGAACGGGUUGGAAAAAGUGAAACGGAGACUCGAGCUGGAGGGGGAUGCAGUGCAGAAGGAAAACACGCCGUGGGUCGCGUCUGCGGAAAUGGACAUGCUGGAGAGGCGACGGCUGCACGAUCAGAGGUAUCCGGGCAGAGCUGCACUUGAGGUCAAGAACAAAACACCGGUGCCAUGUCUCGGAGGAAUUGAUUAUGUCUCAUCUCGGUGCUUUGCAGAAGAAGAAGCAUUAAGGCAGAAGAUGCAGGCCCUUUCAGAGCUGAGGCAGAAACUGGAAGAGCAACAUGCCCAGCAGUUGUCGUUGUUGAUAGCAGAGCAGGAGCGGGAACAGGAGAGGCUCCAGAAGGAGAUCGAAGAUCAGGCCCGGAGAUUAAAAGAGGACAAAAACACAACUCCAAGUGGGAUUCCUCCCAUGAAUAUUGGCAGUGGUGUAACGCUGGAGUGGAGAAAAAUCACGGAUACUAAUCUGUUGGAGUCUGUGCUGAAUCAAGUGGAGGCUGUCCAUAGCACCAACCUGGAGAACGAGGGUUUUGGGAACACCGGGUCUCCAUUCUACCUCUGGGAUCAGCCAGCAAGUGGAAAACCGGUUUCGAUAUCCAGGUCUAUUAGCCGGAGUAAAAUGAGGUGGUCUCAGGUGUACAGUCCUGCCAUGAAAAGGAAAUUCAACAAGAUCUCUGCUCUAGCCAAGGGAUUUUUAAUCAGAAGACUCUUGCAAACAGAGAAGCUGAAGCAUCUUAGACAAACAGUCCACGAUACCAUGGAGUUCAUCAAAAAUUUCCAAUCCGAAGCACUGUCGAAGAGAGGGAGCCUCCCAGCUCAAGAUGCCAAUCUCCAAGAAAGAGUGGUCGCGCAGCUGCAGGCAGCACUGUACGAUAUUCAUGAUAUUUUCUUCAAAAUGGAAGCGUCGGAAAGGAUGAGCAUCUUGCGUCAAGAUCGAGAAAUCCGCAAAGAAAAAAUGCUUCGGCAGCUGGAUAAAGCCAAGUCCCCAAGAGUGACACUUUCUACAGCUACGCAGAAGUCUCUUGAUAGAAAGAAGUAUAUAAAGGCUGCUGAAAUGGGAAUCCCAAGUAAAAAAGCAAUUGGGAAGCAAAAGAUUUUCGAAAACAGAGUUCUUCAGCCCAACCAAGGCCAAAAUGCUCCUAUCCAAAGGCUGCUGUCCAGACAAGGAACCUCUAAGGCCUCAGUGAAAAGGGCUGAGCAAAAUAGAAAGAAGCCCUCAGACAGCAGAGGGCCUAGCAAGGCCUCUUCAGGAGUAUCUGCAGGAAGAAUCCCAAGAAAGAAGCCAAGUGUUGUGACAACCUAAGAAGGCAGCAUUCCCUAGGCUAGGAAGUGGUGUAGCGCUGUCCUUCAACGUUCUCCAGAUGUUCCUUCCGAAAUGCAGGUCAAUGACAGAUCUGUACGUAGUCCUGUUAAAGAGACUCAGAAGACUCUGGAAAUACGAAUGAAUGAAGACGAAGGAAAUACGAAUGAAUGAAGGCAAAAGAAAUACAAAGGAAGGCGAAGGAAAUACGAAUGAAUGAAGGUGUGAAGGAAAUAGGAACGCCUGCGAAGGCGAGCCUUCCAUUUGAGUUCUGGGUUUUUGGGCUUUGCUUAUUCCCUCGAGUAGAUGUUUUGUUAGGGAUGUUUCAAGGAUCUUUUUUAACCCGGGCUGCGUUUUUCAAUUGUGCAAUAAAUAACCCUGAAGUGUAGUUGCUUUAGAUGUCCUGCAUUCCUGCUUCUCUCUGUCGUGCUUUGGGAUGCUUCAAAGCACUUCUGAAAAGGAAAUUGUUGGUCUCUCUGGAUUGUUUCUAAAGGUGGCUGCACUUUUGUGUUGCACAAAGCUUCUCUUGGGCACUUCAGUCCUCUGGAAAUCAGGAGGGUCAUGAUGGCGCUUAUUGAACAUAUGUUUAAGUUUUCAGCAAUGAUGCUGUUAAUCAGAGAGUAUAAAUACUGUAUUCACCCAUCUCCUUUUUCUGGCUGGGGUCUUGUUUCCGAGCAUGCGGUGAGAUCUCAUUUAAAAGAUGCUAUCAAACUUGAUUUUUGUCCUAAGUGAACUAGAAAUCUCUUUAACAAAUGAUAACAACUAUUAGUUGGGUGGGGAAACUUGUGUUGGUAAACAUUUGCCUCAUUUAUCUUUUUAAAUCCAGAUAUCUGGGGGGCGUUCUUUAUAAACAACAUAUGAAUAAUGAACGACCAGUCCUAAUAGUAAAUUGAACCAACAUUGUCCAACUUAUGUUAGCUCAAUGUUACUUAACUUAAUAUGGGACUAGUGGUAAAUUGGACUAACAUUGCCCAUAUCUUCUCUUUCAACGUAUAAGAUGAGAUUAACCAUAAUCUUAAAUUUCACAGAAAAGCUAGAUGAACUAAACCAUUUCAAAAUAAAAAUUGUAUUCAUGUAAAUAUUGUUUUGGAGGGGGGAAAAAAGCCAAGUGGAUUUUAAUGUGAUUUUGACAGAUUGAAACAAGACCAUGUUGGGAAAUAAAUUGGUGUGCUGUUUUUAGCUUAGUAGUGCUUUAUCCCCGUAGUUUAUUGAGUCACAGUUAAUGUCUAAUGUUAAUUUUACAUGUUCACAUCAAUGUUUUGCCAGUGGUAGUGGUUUCAGAUGUGGUAUCACUGAAAUCAUUCCCAAUUGAAUGGAAAAAUUAAGGUGCAGCUAAAAAAAUGGGGUUAACUUUAUACAGGGACACAGUUAUUUAGACUAAGAUGCUUAUAAACUUACAUGUAUCUCCUAAUGCUUUUAUUACAUCAUGCAGUGUUUUAAAAUCACAUUUGGGACUGGGGGGGCUGUCUUGAUGCCAGUGUAAACAAAAAAAAGCCAAGGAUUAUUGAUAGAACGGUAAUCCAAACUUGCUGGGUUAUCCUGGUUUAUUGUAGACAAAACCCCAGCACAGAUGGAUGAACAAAUCAACAGUGUAAAAUUUUAAGCAACAUCCAGCCCCAGCCCCUGUAGAUUUUUCAUCCUGACUAAACCAGGAUGUAUAAGCAAACUCCAACUUGAUUACGAGCAUUUGGUCAAACAAGCAUCCGAUUUGAAUUUUGCACAAAUGCUUUAUAUUUCUGGCUUUUUUCAUUCAGCUUCUAUGUUUGUUUUAUCUGCUUAUCUGAAGGAAGGUCUGAAAUAGUCAAUGAACUACAGAGGUUAACUCUGCUUUCAUGGGGAAAAUGGACAAGCCACAAAUUGUGAUGUAACCAAUCAUGAUUUUAAAGAUUGCCCUUGGCUAAUUUGAGCAGCACAAUGCAAGCAUUUGUCAUGGGAAUAAUUCACUGCGUUUUGGUUUUAAAUCUUAUUUUCAAUGCUUCUGCAUUGUGGAUAUUACCUUGCAUGUUAGACUACAGUUUACAUGUUAUGCCGAUGCUAAAAAUAAUCUAAUCUGUGUGCUGUGAGCAUGUUUUUAUCUACAAGUUCAGUAAUUUAAAUGGACCUUUUGAUAUUUUAGAACAGAAUUUUGUAUUUAUAAUUUAACCACCUAUGGUCUUCUGUUUACAAGUGCCAGGAUGCCUUUUUGUAACUUAAUGUUUCAUAUUUAUUUAUUGUUUGAUAUUUGUUUGCUUUUUUUUGAGUGGAAUGCCAUGCUAUUAUAAGCCUUAUUUUUUUAUAUUGGUUUUCACCUGUCCUUUUUUAAAUCUCCUUAAGUAUAUUACACAAUUAAACUUUUUUUAAAAAAAAACA